This is a messenger RNA of Misgurnus anguillicaudatus (oriental weatherfish), 2853 nucleotides long. RefSeq names its product protein tyrosine phosphatase non-receptor type 9a (gene ptpn9a). Gene Ontology annotation, biological process: protein dephosphorylation. The record is from RefSeq and is a predicted model, not a curated record. Gene Ontology annotation, molecular function: protein tyrosine phosphatase activity. Lineage: Eukaryota; Metazoa; Chordata; Actinopteri; Cypriniformes; Cobitidae.
AGAACCGAACGAGCCGACUCGCCAAAAUGAACCUGACUCCUCGAGGUUUUUAUGAAUGGAAGAGGAGGAGCGUCAUUCGCGCGCACUUCUCUGAGUGGCCAGCAGAGGGCGCGUCAUCUUUCAUCUUUCACCGCUGCUGCUUUUCAGGAGCGUCUGAUCUUCAUUUGCCGUCUCACGUUAACGCGUCCGGUUGACGCGCAUCUCGUCGUUAAUUACCGUUUUAGUAUCUCUGUAUAAACUAAGCGCCUUUCGCGUAUUUCGACGCCGUGCCGUGAUGAAUUUCCCCCUCCGUCACAAACUCGGGCGAAGCGGAGCGCUGCUGGAACACCUUUAGCUUGUUUUGCGCGUGUAUGUGUGUAAACGUGUACGUGUGUCCAGCCGAACCCGGUCCGGAACAUGAAUGCGCCGCUGUGUCGCGUGCCGUGCUGAAGUGGCGGGCCGCACGAGCUGAAAACGGCGCGAGUCUUGCGCUUCUCCCGGUGUUAGCUUGAAUACUGCUAACGGGCCUUAAAAAUCCAUACUGGUCUGAUCUACACAGUCCGAUCUAAACAUCUGUCCGAGCUUUAAAAGGAUCUCUCAGAGGGGGAGACCAUGGCCGCCCGUUUGACCGCAGAAGAAGAGCAGGCCACCAAACAGUUUUUGGAGGAGAUCAAUAAAUGGACCUCCCAACAUGGUGUCUCGCCGCUAUCGUGGGAAGUGGCGGUGAAGUUUCUGAUGGCCCGCAAGUUUGAUGUCCUGCGAGCGAUCGAGCUUUUUCAUAGCUACAGGGAGACUCGUAUGAGGGAGGGAAUUGUCAAACUGCAGCCGCAUGAGGAACCUUUACGCUCCGAGCUGCUCAGUGGAAAGUUCACCGUUCUGGGUGUCCGUGACCCAACUGGAGCAUCCAUCGCCCUGUAUACAGCUAAACUGCAUCAUCCCAGCAAAACAGGAAACCAUGUGGUGUUGCAGGCCCUGUUUUAUUUGCUGGAUCGAGCCGUGGAGAGUUUUGAGACUCAGAGAAAUGGACUUGUUUUCAUUUAUGACAUGGCCGGAUCCAACUACACAAACUUUGAAUUGGACCUGAGCAAAAAGAUCCUUAAUCUGCUCAAGGGCGCAUUUCCGGCACGUUUGAAGAAAGUGCUCAUUGUCGGGGCUCCUGUGUGGUUCAGGGUGCCGUAUAAUCUACUGAGCCUCUUACUGAAGGAGAAACUCAGAGAACGGGUUCAGAUGGUGAAGAUGGCCGACCUGCGACAGCAUCUGCCCAGAGACUGUUUACCUGAACAUCUGGGCGGCUGCCUGCCUCUGGAUGUGCACAGCUGGAACCUGCAGCUGCUGUCUGAGCAGAACGGGCGCGUGGACCCCGUGGAUGAGCUGGUGGGAAUUCCUCUGGAGAACGCCUCCAUACACAUCCCCGGACCUGAAGGGAUGGGUCUGCCCGAGCUCAUGGCCCACCUGAACCGGGCCCAGCGCAGUGGGAUCUACAUGGAGUACGAGGAGAUCCGCAGAGAGCAGCCACCUGGAACCUUCUCAUGUGCAUUGGCUGCUCACAACCAGGAAAGGAAUCGAUACGGUGACGUCUUGUGUCUGGAUCAAACACGCGUGCGUCUCAAAGCGAGAAGAAAUGAGAGAUCAGACUACAUAAACGCCAGCUUUAUGGACGGAUACAAACAGAAAAGAUCAUAUAUUGGGACUCAGGGCCCGCUGGAGAAAACGUAUGGAGAUUUCUGGAGAAUGGUUUGGGAGCAAAGUGUGCUUGUUAUCGUCAUGACAACAAGGACGGAUGAGGGCGGUCGGAGGAAAUGUGGACAGUACUGGCCGCUUGAUGAGGGCGGUCAGGAGGUGUACGGAUACAUCGCCGUGGUCAAUCACAAAGUGGACAACCACGCGCAUUACAACCAAACCACACUGGAACUACACAACACAGAGACGUUCGAACAGAGACUGGUGACUCAUUUCCAGUUCCUCAGCUGGCCCGAUUACGGCGUCCCAUCUUCCGCCGUGUCUUUAAUUGACUUCCUGGGUGCCGUGAAGCGUCAGCAGCAAUGGGCGGUCCAGGCGCUCGGGUCACAGUGGAGGGGUCACCCACUCGGGCCGCCCAUGGUGGUGCACUGCAGUGCUGGGAUCGGGAGGACUGGUACAUUUUGUGCAUUGGACAUCUGUCUGUCCCAACUGCAGGACGUCGGGACCCUCAACAUUUGCCAGACGGUCCGACGGAUGAGAACGCAGCGUGCCUUUAGCAUCCAAACACCCGAGCAGUACUAUUUCUGCCACACCGCAAUCCUCGAGCAUGCCCAGAGACAGGGUCUGCUUUCUGCCAAUCAGUAAGCAGCGCGACCCACUCAUAGCCAAUCAGUGAAGCGGAGGGCAAAUUAAAAACGUAAAGAGCCUCAUCACAGCCAAGGAGUAAAAGAUAGGGCCAGCUGUCACCUAAUCUUAAGACAGGGCUUGUCCACCAGUGAUUUUAUUUGGGAUAAUUAUUCUCCAAUCAAAUCGCUGGGUCUUAGAUCUCUGCUACUAGCCAAUCAAAAGCCGGUUUUACUAGUCGGUUAUUUCUAUUAUCUAUUCUAUUAAAUGGUUGGCAGGCUAAAUAGUAACCUACUGUAUGAGGCGACGUCUGUGAGUGGUCCAGCUGUUAUGCGUGUCUGUAAUGUUGUUUCAAUUUCAGGUUAGUCUGUGAUUUUUGUCAGGUCGUGUGUUUUACAUGAAGCUUCAAAUGUGCUUCGAAUCUCAGACAAUGAUUGGAAGGUUUUCCUGAUAAAUUACUGUAAUGAUUAAAGAAAAACUUGACGUUUGCUUAAAAAAAUACAUUUUUGCACGGGACUCAUAGACUGCUAUUUUGUAAGCUAUGUUUCAUUCCUGUUAUGAUGCUUCAGA